CCAACCAGCAUGCUGCCUUAUGUCUGACAAGUGCCAGUGGACUGGUUAAGAUGUCUAUUGAGAGUCUGCUGGCUGCUCUGGAGGACUGUGGCGUCUCCGAGGAUGAAGCUGCCGACAGCGUCCGGCGGACUCUCCGGCUGUUCCUCCACAAACUGUCCGAGUCCUCCAGGAAUAACGUGAAAAGAUGUAAGGAGCGCUGUUUGGAUGAAGCUCUCCAGCUGCUGAGGCAGAUUUCAGAGGCACAGCUUCGAGGUUUGGGGGAGAGCCACCUCCUCCUGCUUGUCAAACUCCUCCUGUCCAUGCAGCUGCAGAUGGCCAGCAUCUCCACAGCGUGUCGUAAAGUGGACAAGAUGUUGCAACAUAUGGCAAAGGUGGAUCACCAGUUGGUUUAUAGAGAAACCUUUCAUUGUUUGGACUCCAUGAUCCAAAGUGAACAGGUUUUGACCCAUCAAGAUUUGCAGAGAGCCUGUAUGUUUCUAGAAGACAACACUGUUGGCCGUGAAGUGUGGAAAGAGUCAUUCGUGUCCAUGCUGAAUAAAGUGUCGGAGUUGUUUCCUGUUGUUUUGCAACAAGAGUCCCUGAGAGACGGGCCGCUGUGUUACUCCACUGUCAAAGUCUGUUUGCAGAUAUUUCAGCUGUUGCCCACAGAAGUGGCUCCUCUAGUCUGGGAACAGGAUCACAGAAGCUUGACAGUACAGAACAUCCUGCAGGCUCUUAUGGACAUAUUACUUGGACAGUGCUGCAGCAGAGACACUCGUCUUUUAGCAGGCGUUGCCGUUGCCAUGCUGAUCAACACAGCAUCAGACAGCAGCGCUGGAGGAGCUGCAGCCUGGAGUUUACUGCAAGUCUCUCUUUCAGAGCCCUGGCUGCUGACUGUUGGCGCUCUCCAAGUUCAGUGCAACACACCAGGGAAGGACGGGGUGGACAGGCUGGCUGUGAGCAGGGGUCUCCUGACCUGCUCUCUACCUCCCAUCUUGCUCAGCUCACAAGACGAUGCCAGUGAAACAUGUUUACUGUUGAAGGGCUUGUUUCCGGUGGUGUUUGCAUUGUGUGAGGAGAAGAUCGAUUGUCACUACUUUUCCUUCGAAGCUUUAACACUCUGGAUGAAGAAAGUGAAAGAGUCUUUGCCCGAUAUCUGGAAGAUGAUGGGCGUUCGCCUCCUGUCAGACAACAGCAACCUGAAACGGCAGCUUAUUCACAUAAUCUGGACCAAUGCAGAAAGCCCAGUUGAAGGGGUGCCAGAGUUUGCACGGAAUGCCUUUUCUCUGCUGCUGGACCUCUAUGAGAUGGACUGUGAACAGUUUUCUGACACAAACAAGGCUCUUUAUUACGAUUUACUGAUGCGAAUUAUGAAACUACCUUGGGAAGCUAAAGCCAAAUACCAUCACCUCUGUGCCCUGCUGCCACAUCUGGGUACUGGCGCGGUAUGGAAUCAGUAUGCUGAAUUGCCAGAUCAUCUCUUUAAAUGCUUGCACACCAAUCAUCUCUCCCCAUGUGGAGCAGAGCUUUACAAAUGUCUGAUCCAGCAGCAGAGGAAGGAGCUGUGCGGUGCAUCCCAACAGUCUGUGACGGAGCUGGAGCUGGCCGGUCACUGGGCGAGGCGCUGGCAGCCGGUCGUCCACAAGGCUCUCACAUCUCAAGUGACUCUUUUACAGAGCAACUGCUCCACACAGCUAUUACCAAUCACUUUUCAGGUUUUCCCAUCAGCUGUGGACCAUCUGCUGGUGUCUCUGGACCCCUGUACUCCCGGGCACCUCCACGCCUGGGCGAGCAUCAUGAGCUCUUAUCGAGCUGUAACCGGCUGCAAUCUCUGGGCUCCUCAGGGUGGUUCGGCUUUUGAAACCCUGCAGCUCGCUCUGGGGUCCGCAGAUGACAAAAUCCGGAUCGCUGCUUUCAAUCUGCUCUGCUGCUGCCCAAAGACCAAAGAAACUCCCAGCACGGAGGAGAUGGCCCUCAUGAAAGCCUUUAUUCCUCAGAACCUGAACUGCGAGUCGUCGCCAUUUCGCCAGCACUUUCAGGCUGGACUGAAGAGAUUCCUGGUUCGGAUCAGAGAUGGCUGCUUGUCGCAUGUCAGGGGGCAGAAGGGCAAAAAGAAAGGUGAUGCUGUUAACUCGGAAAAGAUGCAAGAUGUGCUGGAGCAGGGGAUAGACUUUGUUGACUGGUUGAGUCAGCUUCCAUACAGCUUUCUGUCAAAAGGACACAACUAUCAGAGGAAGAAGACGGUGCUGCUGCUGCUGUCGGCGGUGCUGGAGACCUGUACAGACACCUGGAGCCCCGGCAAGAAGAAGGGACAGCCUCCAGCAAAUAUGGGAUCUCUUAUUAAAUGUGCAAGGGAUAAAGGAAAGUGGGAUUUCUUCAGCAGGACAAAUCUUCUGGCUCUUAUCGGCUGUUUGGAAGACUCGACAAAUGAGAUACGCGACCUCUCAGCAGGGUUGCUGUUGAGAUUUUUCCCGCCCAGAUUUCCAGAAGACAUUGCAGAAGUGCUGCACGUUAAAAGCAGUCAGUUUGUGUGCAGUCCGCGGGUUCAGGAGGCUCAGAUCGGCGCUCUGAUGACGACCGUGCUCUUUCUGAAAUCACAGGAGCAGCAUGAGGUCGACGACUCGAAGACCAACGUCACUGUCAAAAGUGGAAGUAAACCAAACGCGUCCGGCAUGAUCGGAGCGCUGGUGAAGGAGCUGGAGAAGCAUUACCUGGCAGCCAGGGCAGACAUGAUGCUUGCCGCCAGGACGACACCGAUACACGGUGUUCUCAGUGCUCUCCAGAAGUGUUUGUUCGAGUCUCCCGGUGAUCACUGCGCCGCGCUCGACCACAGUGUGUUCGCCGAGCUGCUCGGCCUGCUGGAGAAAAUCUCUCUACUGCUGCUCGGUGUCCUCUGUGGAGACCAGAACGCCUCUGCCGCUGAGACGGAUGUCCCGCCGUCGUUCUGUGAUAUGGGGAACGCCAUCAGCUCUCUGAUCGCACAGUCCGGAGGCGGGCAGGUGGAUGGAGACGAGUGCGUCUUGUUGUCUGAAGAGCACAGCCUUGUUCUCACCUGCUGCUGGGUCUCCCUCAAAGAAAUAGGAAUCCUUUUAGGUUUCCUGGUGGAAAAGAUUCUCUCAGAAUCCGACCAAUGCCAUCUCACAAAAGACGACAUAUUAAGAGCAUCGAAAAUAUUCAAGAAUAUUCUUCUGAAAUGUCGUCACUGGGGGGCAGUGGAAGGAUGCGGUAUCGGCUUCACUAAGUUCUGUUCAUCCCUGCUGAGCAGCAGUGAUCAUGAGCUCAGGGACAUUCCUGCUCAAAUGUUGAGACAAGGAUUGCAGAUUGUGCAGUGUCUCCGUUCAACAUCUGUGACCCGGCGAGCUGCAGGACUGCCCAUGCUGAUCCUGUGUGUUUUGUCAGCAGAAGACGCCAACAAAGCGAGACCGCUGCUGGCCCACAGCAUGCAAACCUUACUGGAAACAGCCAAAACUCCUCUAAAUCAGAAGUGGGACCAAACCCUGGACCUCCCCCAGGUGUGUGCAGUUCACACUCUGCAGGCCCUGGUGCGGGGCUCCAGUUUGGGAGUAGCUGUCCUCCAGUUCGCCCCUCCUGUAGCCAUCUUGUCUCUCACUCUGCUCAGUUCUCCCUGCUGGGCCAUGAGGAAUGCGGCACUGCAGCUUUACAGUGCUCUGUGCUCUCGAAUGCUCGGUCAGAGGUCCAGCAGCGACGAGGCCGGUCCCGCGCAGCACGCCAUGUCCCCCUCCGCAUUCUUCUUCCACUAUCCGGCGCUGCAGCCCUUCCUCCUGGGCGAGCUGAGAGCGGCGGCAGCAGACCUCCAGAGUCCGUCCAGCGAGGCCAAGCUGCACCUGCAGCCCUCCCUCUACCCCAUCCUCACUCUGCUAGCGCAGCUCCAGCCCGGCGUCCAGGACUCGGCAGAAACUUUGUCAGACUUCCUGCCUCUGCUCCUGGAGCUGUCCGCCAGCCCUGUUUACAGCGUGAGAGCGAUGGCCUCCAAGGCUCUGGUUGCCGUGAGUCCCCCUUCAGAGUACAUGAACCUCCUCCUCAGACUCUCGGCCGAGCUGCCAAGUCCGCAGCAGCGCUGCCGUCACAAUCGGCUCCACGGACAGCUGCUGCAGAUCAAAGCCCUGCUGCAAAGAGCUCUCAGCCUAGGCAGUUUCCAUUCAGACGACCUGAGCGAAGUGCAGCGGAGGGUCCAGGCCUCGCUGUGGCUGGCGACUGAAGCUCAGCGAUGCCUCCUCGUGAGGGCAGUCUACCUCGGAGUGGCCGACUCCUUGAGAGCGCCGUCCUGUGAGAGCUUCCUGUCAGAGCUCAGAGACGCCGUCAUGCAGGACCUUCAAAAACCUGGAGACCCUCUUCAGAUCGGGUUGUCUUCAUUCCACCAACAGGCCAUCCAUUUUCUAAGUGCAGAUUCCAAGUGUGCCACUGAAGUCUGGAACAACUUCUCUGCGGUGAGCCCUGACCUGAGGCUCUCGCUGGUUACAUGGGUGCUCGACGGGUGGAGCUCACAGCAGGCCGGUCUGAGAAGUGUGAUCCAGAAAGUAUUGCAGUCAAACCUGAGGGAGGCACUGUCGAGCCACAGUGUGGAGUAUCGCAGGAUCUACCUCCAAGCCGUGGUGUCGGUCAUGGCUGGAACUGAUCCGACGUCACGCCGCACCGCCUCGCUGCAAGACGCAGUUCUGCCCGAGUGCCUGGAUCUGUUGUUCAGGGACCUGGAGGACCAGAGAGGCGGCCCAGAGUUUCUGUCCCAGGCUCUCCAUGCUGCCAGUCUGCUGCUUUCCCAGGCGCCAGACUCCAGUCUUAAAACAUCCUUGUACCAGCGCUGGUGCGGCGUCUUAGAGAGCCAGCGGCUCCCAGAAUCCCCUGAAGUUCUCCGGAUGGCGUCGGCCGAAGCUCUCUGUGUGGCCGGCGUCCCACUGUUAAAUCACAGCUGGCAAGAAGGAAACGCUCUGCCUGCCAUCGUCAUCAGGGUGAUCAACGCCGGCCUUCACUUGCUGCAGGACCAGAACCAGCAGGUGAGGGAGAGAGCAGCCCGUUACGCCUCUCUGCUCCACCGCGCCAGGAGGGCUGGGAGCCAGGAGAGCAUCCACCUCAUGCAGGUCAACCUGGCUCUGCCAGUCCUCCUGGACCUGUUGACUGAGGAAUUCUGGGAAACUCCUGGGACACUGGGUGUCCUGCUGGGUCACGUUCCUCAGCCGAACCUCAGCGCUGUGCUGAAAGAAGCCUCCGCUUCGAGAUCUUCCAGUCUGUAUGAGCAGGAUGAGGCCAAUGUGUUUGCCGAGCCGUCUGUCAUGGCCGCCCAUGUGCUGCCGUACCUGCUGCAGAUGGCAGGAAAAUAUGCUCAGUCCUCCUCUCUGGCUCAGAGCCUGGACUCCUGGGCAGAGAGGAAUGCUGCACAGGUGCUGGAUGAUCUGAGACUCUGCAGAACCCUCCAGCAAGGCGCCUCAUCAGCAACUGAGGCGUUCUCUCCCUCGUGGCUGGCGCUCCUCACCGACCCCCGUUUCCACAGCUCGCUGUGCGGCCUGCUCGCCAGAGCCGCCUUUCUGCUGCAAAUCCUGAAAACAUCCGAUAAAGCGCGACGCCUCUGUGAUCCUCCAUCCGUUCACAUUACUUUACGGGAGGUUUGUAGCCUGCUGCGACGCAGAGGAAUCCACUUUCCUCCCCGUCUGCGAGCUGCCGUGUGUGGAGGACUGGAACUGUGACUGGAAUGCGCACGCAUUGAGCAAUGUCUUUUCACCAAUACGCUGUCCCAGGAUGAAGUUACUUGAGGGUAUUUUAAGAACGCUUGUGACUUGGAUGUGAGCGGCCGUAGUCUUGAAUGAGUGUCGCCUCUGCUGAUGCUGCAGUCCGCCAGCACUCGGAAGGGAUCACACAAGUUACGUAAGCUCUCAGCUGCUGCAGUUACUCGUGUGCAGCAUCCUGUUUACCGAGCAGUCGGCCUUCUGGGCCUUGUGUUCUUCAUUCAUUUUAGCAUGAAGUUUUCUGAUGCUGAGCCGCGUUCAGGUUUGUUUUACUGAUCACCAGCACGUCUCAGCAGCAGCAUUAGCAAUGCUCCCGCUGAUGCAAUGACGUAAUGCAACAGUAUCUGGAGAAAUCGGCUGCUCUGGGCCCAGCCGGGGAAUAUCGUGCACGUUUUAAUGUUCCAUUAGAGGCCCUCUGCCUCGCGCCGAGAUAUGGAUAAGUGUCCAUUUUCCAACCACAUGAGGGCAGGCGAUUAUUGAAUUGAUCUGGUGCAAAGCUGGUGGUUGCCCUGCAACAGACCUCACUUCAGAGCAGCCUUACGUCACCUCAGGGCCCGUUGCUUUCGCUCUCCAAGUCUGACAAACAACACCAUGAAAGUGUUUGUGCAUGUCGGUGUUGGUCACGUUUGGCUUUCAAUGAAAUGCAUAUUGAGGGUUAUUAUUUGAUGUACUGUAUAUGAACUCCACAUCUGAAUCUUAUUUUUCAUAAUGCAUGCUAAUGUAUGAAUCUUCAUUAUGCAAAAGCUAUAAAAAUGUGCUUAUAUCAAUGAUUCAUACACAGAUCUCAUGCAGUUUUUUAUUUUGAUGCACAUAAAAUUCUUACUUGAUAAACUGAGUUAGAGUAACAGUCAAGAAGCUACAGGAGGUUUUCAUUGAGGCCUUGAUAGAAAACAAGUUGAUGAGAUUUUUUAGAAGUCAAAUUCUUAAAGAGUUUGUAAAAUGUUUAAAUAACUCAAACUGUAUUAAUUCAUUUGAUAAAUUCCACCCUGCUGGCUGAGUUUCCAUUUAGACAAACACAUUUUCUUAAUUCAGAAUUCAUCUACAUCAAAACGUUGACAUGAAGACAGUUGUAAGAAAUCCUUUUUUUUAUUGUUUGUUUUGCUUUUAUUCUUUAAAGCCUGCCGGCAGCAUAACAUGCAAUUUUAAUGAAAAGACAGACAAAUUAAAUUUUCAUGUGGAAUAGUAUGUCCCUUACUCCAACCUUGGAAACAAAAUUGAAGAAGAGACAAUAACAUUAGCUUAGAUGUACCCUCCCUUGGGACAAAGGUGUAUAAACCUUGAAAACGAACAUCUGGCCUCGUAAACGUCUGCCAUUGUUACCGCAGUCUCGCAGCGAGCUUCACUCUGCUGAUUAAAUCAUGAGCUUUGGCAACGGGGAGCAAAGCCAAGUAGACUCAGUCACUUUCAUGUGAGUGUGUGUCGACACAAACGCUGGUGUGUGAUUUGGGUCGUUUCUUUUCACUUAUGGGAUUUGUGGGAAUGGGAAUUUUAUAAAAAAAUAUACAUGUACAAAAAAACUUUGUUUUUACUGUGUUUAACUACACAUAGUAACAUUUUAAAACAAUGUUUUUUUUAAUCGAAAAGACUUGUAUCA
This is a messenger RNA of Salarias fasciatus (jewelled blenny), 7311 nucleotides long. Its product is annotated as thyroid adenoma-associated protein homolog. The coding region runs from base 51 to 5678 and encodes 1875 amino acids. The transcript has 31 exons. The record is from RefSeq and is a predicted model, not a curated record. Gene Ontology annotation, biological process: tRNA methylation. Lineage: Eukaryota; Metazoa; Chordata; Actinopteri; Blenniiformes; Blenniidae. Gene Ontology annotation, cellular component: cytosol.